AUGAGCUCGCUGCGGCGAGGGCAGGAGCGGAUUUAAAAGAGGCCGGGGCGGGAGGAGGGAGGCUGCGGAGAAAGCGCAGAGCCGACCGCAGAAGCGCCGCGCGGUAGCCGAGGCACCCACCGACGGGCGCAGCGGGAGCGAGCGGAGCCAGGAGGCGCGCUCCGGGCAGAGAGAGCCGAGCCGGCCGGGCGCCCUCCCCAGUCCCUGCUCCCGCGCCGCGCCCCUCCGGCCAGCAUGAGGCUCCUGUCGGCCGCGCUGCUCCUGCUGCUCCUGGCGCUGUGCGCCGCACGCGUGGACGGGUCCAAAUGCAAGUGCUCGCGAAAGGGGCCCAAGAUUCGCUACAGCGAUGUGAAGAAGCUGGAAAUGAAGCCAAAGUACCCGCACUGCGAGGAGAAGAUGGUUAUUAUCACCACCAAGAGCGUGUCCAGGUACCGGGGUCAGGAGCACUGCCUGCACCCCAAACUGCAGAGCACCAAGCGGUUCAUCAAGUGGUACAACGCCUGGAACGAGAAGCGCAGGGUCUACGAAGAGUAGGGUGAAAAGUCCCGCAUGGAAAAACGUCACACCGGCUGGGAGAUGAGCGAAGGAUUCUGCAGAUUAAAAAAAAAAAAAAAAAAAAAAAAAGCAACAAACAAACUUUUCUUUCUCACAGGCAUAAGACACAAAUUAUAUAUUGUUACAAAGCACUUUUUACCAAGGGUCAGUUUUUACAUUUUAUAGCUGUGUGCGGAAGGCUUCCAGAUGUGAGACGCUUCUCUCUCCUGCUCCAGACUUUAUCACACACUGCUUUUUACUGAAAAGGGGGAAACUCAUGCCUUUCCUUCGUGUAAAAAAAAAAAAAAAAAAAAAAAUGCUUUUUUGUAUUUGUCCAGACAUCACUACAUCUGAGCUUUAUAAGCGCCUGGGAGGAACACAGAGCUGGGUGGAAACAUUUCAUAGCAGCACUGCUCCAUUGCUAAUGCAGGAAGCUUCCGCUCAGAGGUCCUGGCGCCUCCACACAGCUGCCACAGCCUCUCCUGGGCUCAUGGUUGGUCACAGCCUCAGGGGGACUCCACGGUGGCCCCUGUUACCGGGCAAGCAGAAACCAAUGUCUCUGCCUUUGUUCUUUGAGGAACUUCAGUUUCGUUGCCAGGGAAAUGUGCUUCAUCCACCUCCCCCGGCCCCCAGUUUAUUUUUGCAUACUCUGGGAAACAUCUCUAAGAUUCUGAAAUGGCAAAGCAUAGGGUCCUUAAGGAAGGGGUUGGGUCUUCUCUCCUUGUGAAAGGUUCACUGCUUCAGAACUGAAUGUUCUGGAAGCACAUGAUGUUCCCAAGACUGUUAGCAAAAUCCAACAAGAAAGUUUAAAAGUGUACCCAGACAGGCACAGUGUACAACUACAGACACACAUUCUAUCAGUGAUGGAGAACCUUCAGAGCAUGUUUCUUUCCCUACUUGCAACAGAACAGGCAGGACAGAAGCAUUCUAUCUGAUUUCCCUGUGUCAUUCUUCAAUGUGAAACAGUGCAGUCCUCUUUUGAAAGCUGAGACAACCACGCGCUCUUUCCUUUGUAAAUGUACUCUUCAAAACGCCCCUUCCACACACUGCCCCUUCAGUAUAUGCCUCAUUGUACUGCUGUAUCAUAUGCUAUGCACAUGUCAGAAACCAUUAGCUUUGCAUGCAGGUUUCAUAUUCUUUCUAAGACAAAAAGAAAAGUAAUAAAAUAUAUUUGAAAUGUAUCAAAA
Molecule: messenger RNA, 1721 nt
Organism: Mustela lutreola (European mink)
Lineage: Eukaryota; Metazoa; Chordata; Mammalia; Carnivora; Mustelidae
Gene: CXCL14
Product: C-X-C motif chemokine ligand 14
Exons: 4
Coding region: 235-534 (99 amino acids)
Biological process (GO): antimicrobial humoral immune response mediated by antimicrobial peptide; cell chemotaxis
Cellular component (GO): extracellular region
Molecular function (GO): chemokine activity
Source: RefSeq, a predicted model, not a curated record